Molecule: messenger RNA, 381 nt
Organism: Knipowitschia caucasica
Lineage: Eukaryota; Metazoa; Chordata; Actinopteri; Gobiiformes; Gobiidae
Source: the annotation of a GenBank genome assembly
AUGUACGUUAUUGCCAUUAUAGUGGGACAACUGAGGCUGCGCAGAAAGGCUUUUGCGAAUCCAGAAGACGCGCUCAGACACGGAGGUCUCCAGUUUCACAGACAAGACCCAGAUGUGGAGAGGGCGCGGAGGGCCCACACCAACGACCUGGAGACCAUCCUUCCCUUUCUGUUCAUCGGAGCCGUGUAUGCCCUGUCCGGACCCUCGCUGUUCGCCGCCCGCCUUCACUUCCUGGUUUUCUUCUUGGCCCGAGUGGUGCACAGUGUGGCCUACCUCUACGCCCUCAAAGCCCCCACCCGCUCCGUCGCCUACAGUAUCGGACUGAUCUCCUGUAUUUUAAUGUCCGUUCGGAUCCUGACGGUGGUGGCUUCUUACGCCUGA